UUGAGAAAUAGGAUUUAAAGAUAUUGAGGCAUCAAAGCAACCACGUGGAGUGCAAAUUUUGAGGGGCGUAAUUCGAUUGUUUAGACCUCGGCAGUGAGACCAGGAGAGAACGAAAAGCGCGUACAAAGAGCACAGAGCUCCCUCCUACCAAGCGCACUGUUUUUUGCGCUUGGUAGUGAGAGAGAAGAGAGAAGAGAGAGAGAGAGCUGCGUAAACAGGACGGGAAUGGCCGACCCCUACUGGAGAUACUCGGCUGAAACAGGUCGGUCCUCGUGGGGUGCAAAUGAUUCACGUGGAGCUUCUUCAGAAUUCCUACAGAAUGAUAUUUUACAAUAUCGACCUGGAGUUUAUGGUCUUCAUAAUGUUGGGGGAAUUGGGACUCAUUAUACACCAGGACUUAGUGGAUUCACCACUGGAACAAGUGGAUUUUCUACUGGAACAAGCGUAGGAGCACUUUCAACUUCAUUAGAAGAUCCAACUUCGAUUAAUCAAAGGUCAGAUGAAGGUGUGGGUGGUAGUUUGAAAAAUGUUGAUGGUGUUUUGGCAGAUGAAUCCAGAAUGUUAUUUGUCGAUGGACUUCCAACUGAUUGUACAAGAAGAGAAGUGUCUCAUCUUUUCCGCCCUUUCAUUGGUUUCAAAGACAUCAAAGUGGUCCACAAGGAACCUAGACGUGCUGGAGAUAAAGCUCUUGUGUUAUGCUUUGUGGAAUUCAUGGAUGCAAAGUAUGCUGCAACAGCUCUAGAUGCCCUUCAAGGUAUUUGAUUAUGGAAUGUAUUUGAAGUUGCAAAUUUGGCAUCCUAUGCACACAUGAAUGCCUUUUGAUGAUCUGAUGCUCACAUGAAUGUGUCUUGUCAUGAUCUAUAUGAUGUACAUUUAAUUUGGGAUUCCCUUAGUGAUCCGUGUAGUUUUCAUUUCCAAAUAAGAAGUGGUGGCAAUAUUUAAUUCUUGGCGAUUACAUACAGUUUGAAUUUGUCCAUUCUGAAUCUUUUGAUUGAAUCUUAAGGAUGCAAUGCGUCACACCUGCUGUAAUUGGUUCAGUGAUUAAAUUUACACUGGAAUUUUGUUUCCUAAGUGAGAAAAGCCCUAGCAUCAUAAUCUGCUUCAUAGAGAGAGAACUCAGAUUUCCUCUAGAAAUUCGCCUCCAACCAAGGUUCCUUUUAGCUUCUAUUCUCCAUACCAUGUCUAGGAAACUCUUGAAAAUUUGUCAACUGUGAAUUGGAGCUAAACUGAACCAUUCAUGGGAAGACUUAGGGUCAUAGAUAAUGGAACGGACUCAUUUACUGGAACAGCUAGUUGUUGUCUUUGUGAUCUCGUAGUGAAAUUGCAGAUUUGCUUAUGAAAGAAAACAUAACUAUGUUAUAAUUGCUUCUGUAAAAGCCUUAAAAACACUAGAUACUUGAAGGAGAAACCCUAGAGUUCCAACCCCAUCUUCCACAAAACCUGGGGCAUCAGGCAUUCAUUAUUAGAGUCUUGACAUUACAAACUUGGCUUCCUUUGUUACUAACCUUGUAUGUGUAAGAGAGAGAGAGAACUGUGUCUUCCAUUGAAAUCCGGCCAUCAUUAGUAGAACAUUGAUAUUGCAAACUCAGCUGCCUUUGUUACUAACCCCGUCUCUGUAUGUGUAUGCAUAUGUGCAUGCAUGUGUGUGUGUGUGUGAGUGAGAGAGAGAGAGA
This is a messenger RNA of Amborella trichopoda, 1673 nucleotides long. The record is from RefSeq and is a predicted model, not a curated record. NCBI's taxonomy places the organism in Eukaryota, Viridiplantae, Streptophyta, Magnoliopsida, Amborellales, Amborellaceae.